This is a messenger RNA of Solanum pennellii, 318 nucleotides long. RefSeq names its product transcription factor IBH1-like. The record is from RefSeq and is a predicted model, not a curated record. Gene Ontology annotation, biological process: regulation of DNA-templated transcription. Gene Ontology annotation, molecular function: protein dimerization activity. NCBI's taxonomy places the organism in Eukaryota, Viridiplantae, Streptophyta, Magnoliopsida, Solanales, Solanaceae. The transcript has a single exon. Bases 1 to 318 code for a protein of 105 amino acids.
AUGAACCAGCAGGAUAAAACCAACUCACGAAGGGUAAAACAUGCUGCUUAUGCAUCCAUGGCAUCUGUUGUCGGGUCAAAGAGAGCUUGGAGUCGGGCCGUGCUUUCAAAGAUCCGUAACAGAUCUCUCUUGCUGAAGAAGAAGAAGAAGAAGAGAAGAAGAAGAUCAUCAGACGAGUUUGGUGAACUUCGAAAAAUAGUGCCUGGUGGUCAACUUAUGAAUUUCUACAAUUUAUUAGAUGAAACUGCGGAUUAUAUCAACUCUCUUACUUCACAGGUACAGGUUAUGAAAAAUAUUCUUAAUCUACUUUCAACUUGA